Drosophila novamexicana is the source of this 1314-nucleotide messenger RNA. Its product is annotated as beta-ureidopropionase. The transcript has 4 exons. Lineage: Eukaryota; Metazoa; Arthropoda; Insecta; Diptera; Drosophilidae. The record is from RefSeq and is a predicted model, not a curated record. Gene Ontology annotation, molecular function: beta-ureidopropionase activity. Bases 108 to 1268 code for a protein of 386 amino acids.
GUUGUUGCCCGGAGACGAGCGCUUGUCUAGUGAAACCAGCCACUGCCCCCGCACCCCCCACCCACCCUUCUUCUGAAUAUACGUCAAUUGAAUUGUCGCCGGAAAAUAUGUCGAAAUUUGAACUGAAAAAUCUGGAUGAAUGCCUGGAGAAGCAUUUGCCAGCGGAGGAGCUAAGAGAGGUCAAGCGCAUACUUUAUGGCGUGGAGCAAGACCAAACUCUGGAGCUGCCAGCGAGCGCCACACUCACCGCCGAGCAGAAUGGCUUUGAGAUCAAGGGCUAUCGCUUUGGGGCACGCGAGGAGCAGCUGCGUAAGCCGCGCCUGGUGCGUGUGGGCGCCAUUCAAAACUCCAUUGCGCUGCCAACGACGGCGCCCAUUGAGCAGCAGCGCGAGGGCAUUUGGAACAAGGUGAAGCUGAUGAUCAAGGCCGCGGCACAGGCCGGCUGCAACAUCGUGUGCACCCAGGAGGCAUGGACCAUGCCCUUUGCGUUCUGCACGCGAGAGAAAUUCCCCUGGUGUGAGUUUGCCGAGGAGGCGGAACGCGGUCCGACAACCAAAAUGCUGGCGGAGCUGGCCAAGGCCUACAACAUGGUUAUCAUACACUCAAUACUGGAGAGGGAUGUGGAGCAUGGCGAAACGAUUUGGAACACGGCCGUGGUCAUUUCGAACAGCGGCCGUUACAUGGGCAAGCAUCGCAAGAAUCACAUACCACGCGUCGGCGACUUCAAUGAGUCCACCUACUACAUGGAGGGCAAUACGGGGCAUCCAGUGUUCGAGACUGAAUUCGGCAAACUGGCGAUUAACAUUUGCUAUGGCCGGCAUCAUCCGCAGAACUGGAUGAUGUUCGGUGUGAAUGGUGCGGAAAUUGUGUUCAAUCCCUCGGCCACAAUAGGACGUCUCUCGGAGCCAUUGUGGGGUAUUGAGGCGCGAAAUGCGGCCAUUGCCAAUAGCUACUUUACGGUGCCCAUCAAUCGCGUCGGCAGCGAGCAGUUUCCCAAUGAGUACACCUCCGGCGACGGCCAGCCGGCGCACAAGGAGUUUGGACCCUUCUAUGGCUCCACAUAUGUGGCAGCGCCCGAUGGCUCCAGAACUCCGAGCCUAUCCCGCUGCCGCGACGGUCUGCUGGUAACCGAGCUGGAUCUCAAUUUGUGUCGCCAGGUCAAGGAUUUCUGGGGCUUCCGCAUGACGCAGCGACUGCCGCUGUACGCCGAAUCGUUGCGCAAGGCCGCCGAACUGGACUUCCAGCCGCAGAUAAUCAGGGAGUCGUGAACACUUCCAAAAAUGUAUAUUCAAAAUAGAAAAUCAAAUGAAAAAU